AAAAUUCGAAGUGUGUUUAAAGAGUAGGUCUAUAAUUUUGCUUAAUUUUUGUGGUGAAGUACAGGUAGACCGAGGCCGAAGCGUAGAAACACACAACCAAAUAUUGAAUUGCAGAUAGAAAGGCCAUGAAAAGAGACGACAUGAUUCCUUGAUCUCCAUGUCAGAGAGUGACAAAAAAUUUCGACCAUCUUGGUGUGAUAAGGAGAAUGAAGGCAUUACAGAGGCAGACCAUAUUCCACCUAAAGAUUCUCUGAGGAAGGCCCUAAACAAUGGACGACUGGAUCGUCUCCUACAAGUGAAUCCAAGCCUUCAUGAGAUGAUCAUGAGCCUUGUUAAUGACCCAACUGGACAGAAACUAUUAACCAUGAGGGUUCUUUACCAGGACCACAGAGAUGCUCUGACCACUGGUAGCAGCAAAGAAUCUAAAAUAAGCAGGUGGAUUUUGACACAAACAAUGCUAAGCGGAAAAGAUGAUUGUGCAGUAAAAAUGCUGGAGCAAGCUUUUAUCAUGGGUCAUCCUAUAGCUUCCCAGAUGCUCAGACAUGAUGCUGGAUUGGUUGACGCCGCACUACGUACCGAGGGUAAAGUUGACAUGUCUGAUGAAGGCACAAGGAGCUACUACAGAUAUGGCUACACUGACCUGGUCGAUGAAUAUCUCUACAAGGGGAUAAUCAACGAGGGUCAAGCAAGAGACCUCAAAAUAUGGGUGAAAAGAGAGAUGCACCUGGACCGGGAUACCCCAGAGUAUAAGGAGAUCCUUGAAGACAUUCAUGAUUUCUAUGACUGUUUUCAUAUGUUGUAGGCUUACUCUUAAAGCAGUAUCCAAGGGGAAAGAAUCAAAAGUAUACCUUCCAUCACUUAUCGAUCAUAUUUUGGAGUAGCCUACAAUUUCAUGAAUUUCAUGUUGAUAAUCUCAUCUUAUAAUUAUAAUGUUUUGCUUUACAACAUGAUUGGUUGAUCCACAGAUGUUGCAAUCUCUAUUGCACUCCACACUGCCCUUUCCCACCUGGACGAAAGGAACAUCUAUGUGAGAAUGCUGUUCAUUGACUACAGCUCAGCGUUCAACACCAUAGUACCCUCAAAGCUCAUCACCAAGCGAAGGAUCCUGGAACUAAACACCUCCCUCUGCAACUGGAUCCUGGACUUCCUGACAGGC
Molecule: messenger RNA, 1156 nt
Organism: Oncorhynchus masou masou (cherry salmon)
Lineage: Eukaryota; Metazoa; Chordata; Actinopteri; Salmoniformes; Salmonidae
Exons: 4
Coding region: 158-802 (214 amino acids)
Source: RefSeq, a predicted model, not a curated record